Molecule: messenger RNA, 1608 nt
Organism: Aspergillus nomiae NRRL 13137
Lineage: Eukaryota; Fungi; Ascomycota; Eurotiomycetes; Eurotiales; Aspergillaceae
Product: putative hexokinase
Exons: 2
Coding region: 1-1608 (535 amino acids)
Biological process (GO): intracellular glucose homeostasis; glycolytic process; glucose 6-phosphate metabolic process
Cellular component (GO): mitochondrion; cytosol
Molecular function (GO): mannokinase activity; ATP binding; D-glucose binding
Source: RefSeq, a predicted model, not a curated record
AUGUCGGCGUCCCUCACCAAGGUCCUGCAUAGGAUGCAGGAGCUCUUUUCCAACGUCGUCGCCGCCUUAGAAGCUAUGCUAUUGUUUCCAUCACUCUUCCGGGAUUCCUCUGGCAAGAGGAAAUCAUUCCACCGGGCAUCUUGGCGCCGUCGCACUCUCGGUGACCUGGCUGACGAAGUCGACCAUGUGUUCACAGCCCCACUGUCCAUGCAGAACAUGGCCGUGAUGUCCGAAAAGAUCCGUGAACAGCUUCGAAUUUGUCUCCAGUCGAGUCCGGUCAGCAUGUUGCCAUCGUACAACCAUGCGCUGCCAUCAGGAACGGAGAAGGGAACCUUCCUGGCCCUCGACGUCGGAGGCUCCACCUUCCGUGUGGCUUUGAUUGAACUUCGCGGAAACGGCGACAUGGACAUUCUCCGGGUCAACUCGUCCCCCAUCGACGAGCAGGUCAAGCUUUUGGAGGGAACCCUAUUCUUUGACUGGAUGGCGGAGAAGAUCGAUUCGAUGCUAUCCCAGGUCGGCGCACAGUACGGUCGAGAAUCGGCGCCAUUGUCCAUGGGCUUGUCAUGGUCAUUCCCAGUGGAGCAAACGUCCAUCAACAGUGGGUUGGUGAUUCAAAUGGGCAAGGGCUUUUUGUGUUCGAAUGGUACUGUGGGACAGGAGCUGGGAGAUCUGAUUGUCAAGUCGUGUCACAAACGUAGUUUGAACCUCCAAAUGGGUGCCAUUGUAAACGACAGUUCUGCUACUCUUCUUUCUCGUGCCUACGUGGACCCCAAGACCCGCAUGUCCCUGAUUCUUGGAACGGGAACCAAUAUGGCGAUUCAUUUCCCGACCCGUAGCUGGUUCGACUACGCCAAGCACGUCAUCAUCAAUAGCGAGCUGAGCAUGUUCGGUGGCAAGGUUCUCCCCAUGAGCCGAUGGGACGAUGUUAUCAACCGCACCCAUCUUCGACCCGACUACCAACCAUUAGAAUACAUGAUCACCGGGCGCUACCUGGGCGAAAUUAUUCGACUGAUCAUCGUGGAAGCCGUGGAGACCGCACACUUGUUUGGCGGUGAACUCCCUCGCUCCAUGCGCGAUGCCUAUUCGUUCGACACGAGCAUCGUCGCUGCCAUUGAGGCCGAUUCGUCCGCAUCAUUUUCGUCGUCGGCGGCUCUCCUCCAGAAGGAGCACACAUUCCACCGUGCCCCCUCCGUGGAUGACCUCAAGUUCUUACGCCGUAUCUGUGAGAUUGUUUCGAACCGCUCCGCGGGAUACCUGGCAACGGCCAUCCACAGCAUGUGGUGUUUGCGCAACGAGGCCGAGUUCCCCGAAGUGACCGCCUCUGCAACAUCUUCAAUCAAGGAGACGCAAGAGGUGACGGUGAUCGAGAGUGAACAUCCCCAGAGUUUGACCAUUGCAUGCGACGGCAGUGUCAUCAACAAGUAUCCCGGCUUCCGGAAUCGUUGCCAGGGUUACAUCAACCAGCUGUUGCAGGAGACGAACGCUUCGAAGGGCACCUUGGACGCAACUCCCAGCCCCUCCGUCCGCCUCGAACCCGCCGCGGAGAGUGGGAUCCUCGGUGCGGCGGUUGCGGUUGCGGUCGCUGUGGCCGAGAAGGCAUCGACGUGA